Messenger RNA from Vicia villosa (hairy vetch), 12314 nucleotides. RefSeq lists its product as uncharacterized. Lineage: Eukaryota; Viridiplantae; Streptophyta; Magnoliopsida; Fabales; Fabaceae. Bases 10092 to 12314 code for a protein of 740 amino acids. The record is from RefSeq and is a predicted model, not a curated record. Gene Ontology annotation, biological process: proteolysis. Gene Ontology annotation, molecular function: aspartic-type endopeptidase activity. The transcript is spliced from 2 exons.
AUUGAUGCAAAUUCCAUUCAAUUUCAUUCAAUCAUUCAUUCGAGAUCUACACAUCACCGUUAUUCAUUAUUAUGCAAUAUCAUUCAACGUCAUCCCAUUUUCAACCGCAUGAUCAUUGGAUUCAAAAUUCAUUACAAAAUUUAAAUACAAAAAAGACCUAUUCAAAUGUCCAUCACAAAAUCUCAAAGUCCAAGUCAUUGUUCAUUACAAACCAUGUCCAAAUUAUAAGGUCCAAGCCCAUUACAAAAUAAAGCCAUGUUCAUUACAGAAAAAACCAAUUGUCCAUUAUAUUACAAAAUUCAAAAUCAAUUCCAUUGUGAAAUCCAUGUUUAUUAUCCAAAUGUGCCAAGUUACACCAUUAGAAGAAAAUUACAUACAAAGAAAAUCUCAUAGAAGAUUCGAAUUGAAUUACAACAUAAACCAAGCCUUGCAACAUCCAGAAUAUUAAACUUUCAAAACCUGCGCCAUAAAACUCUACAAAACAAUUCGGCUUCUACCGGCAUUAAAACCGAACCGCAACUUGCAUAAGAAAAAGGACCUGCAUAAUUAAAAGAAACGGGUUCAAUCAAGCCGCUCCAAGUCAAAAGAAAAGCUCAACAGAAAACGUAACAGACUUUUAUUCUCCCUCCAUCAAUUCUGAACAUUCUUCAACCUUUCCAAUUCAAUCGCAAGAAAUAAGAAAAGAAAUUCACCAGAAGAAAAUUAUAACAGAAAAAGGAAAAAGAAUGUAAAAAACUCUUUCGAUCUGAGGACUUCAUUGCUCAUCUUCAUCUUGACACCAAUUUCUUCAUCUUUCUCUCUCGAGCCUGAAUUCUCAAAACAAACUUCACCUUCUUUAUCAUCUCAGAACCAUUCAAUUCACCUUCAUCUUCAUCACAGAAUCAUCUACGCUUCAAUCUCCAUUCACGAUCUCAAAUCAUCAUCGAACCUUCAUCCAUCUUCUUGAGCACACCUUGACCUUCGUCAAUCAUCACCGUAAUCUCAAUCUGUUGCAGAACAUUCAACGCAGAUACCGUUCAGCACCAAACUCCACGCAACAAUCUUCGACAAGUUUUCUUUGCUUCUGCGUCCAACAGUAUCGAUUUCCACAAUAUCUUCAACGUGCUUCAACAACAAUUCGGUUCAUCAUCAUCUUUCAUCGUCAAUGCGAAUAACAACAUCAACGCUGAAUCUUCAAUUCUCCGCAACCUCAACGCCAAUCACUACAAACAACAGCAACCACACAAGAACUGGAAAUCGCAAGGGAGAUCGGGAAGAAGAGAUGAAGAAAACAUAAGCAGAGAGAUAAAGAGACUCGUACCUGAAUCUUUGAGAGGUUUUCCUCUAGUUUUCUCACCGGAUUCCUCAAGAUUGGAGAGUUACCGGAUGCUUCUUCGGUUAAGCGCCACCGUGUUGUAAAUUGAGAAGCUGAGACGGAGAUAACGAGAUGAUGAAGGUUGUUCGACGGUGGCCGGAGGAUGAUCGGUCGGAGAGUGAGAGCUCAGCCGUGCGCCAUUUGUGCGAGAACGAAGGAGAUGAACCUUCGUGAUUUCAAUAAGCCAUAACAUGUAACCCUAAUCCUUUUCAUACUAAUCUUUGCUUUUAGUUUCAUUUAACUAUAAUAAUCAGAUUUAAAUUGGAUUAAUUGUUGGUAAUGGUUGUUUGAUUGAGUUUAACGUGAAAUGAGAGAUUAAGUUGAAUCAAAAUCUGAAUAAUAACUUGGAUCAUCAUGGAUUAACAAUAAUCCUUGGGCCUUGGACGAAAAUCCCUGCGCACACCCCCCUCAUGAGCCCAUUGCCACCGAUUUUUUGGCUGAAAAUUGAAACAAUAAACAUUCAUUGGGCCAACAGCUUGGGCCUGGCGCCCUUACUCCAUAGCACACCAUAUUUCCAGUAGUUCACCCCCUGUAUGCAUGAUUUUGAUGUUUUAGAUUUAGUUUUUUUAACUAGUUUACUUUCCAUUAUUUUUAGCAUAAUAAAAUGACAUAGAAUCAUAAUAAACUUUGUUAGAUUUAGAAUUUAAUCUUGAUAUUGUUUUGUUAGAUUUUAGAAGUUAAUCAAAUAGUUUGUUUCGGUAGCUUUUGGUUGAAAUAAAAUGCAAUAAAAUCAAUUGUUUUGUUAGACUUUUGCAUGAUAAAAAAUAAUAAAAACAUGUGAUACUUUUUGCUUGUUAGAAUUUAAUUGUUUUGUUACAUAGUUUAGUUCUAAUUCUUUGAUAAAAUGCCAUAAAAAAACAAUUUAAUUUUGUUAGAUUUUCUUUUAGAAUUCAUUUAGAGUUUAAUUGCUAGUAUUUUCUAUGGUCGGUGCAUGCUUCCUUGUUAUUACUGAUUUGGUUGUUGAGAUGUGCGAGGUACUUCGAGAGAGCCUUCGAUUGCUUCGUGUUCCACUUUAUUUGUGGGACACGAAUUUAUUCCCGAUGCGAUUCACCCGAUCUCUCAUUCAUUGAGAUGUAUAUUCCUGUAUUGUCUGGAUUGUGUUUCUCUUGCAGGUUGCUUGUGUGGUUGUGUUUGAUACGCACCACAUGGCGGUUGUGAUUUAUUUUCACACUGCAUCGCUUUGACGCUUAUGCUGGACUCCUGGCUUUGCUGGAUGAUAGAUUAUGUGAAGUUUCUUAGUUCUGCUUGUGUUGCUAGCUCACUGCGGAUUUGCUAUCCGCUCGGUAUCUCAUUGUCCCUUUUACCGUUUUCCGCAUCAUCCUAUAACAUGAGAAGUAGGACUUAGACAUGCAUCUGGCCAAGUCCUCGAAAGAGGCUCUGUUUUUGUUGGUGUGUUUACAUUUGUGCUUUGCGGCAGGGAGUCAUGGUGUAAUAAGUCCUAUAUGGCACUCCGUUAAGUCCUUAUGGAAGGCAUGCGGAAAGGGUUAGCAAUCAACCCCCGCCUAGUCUCAUCGAGUCUGUUCAGUAUGCGCACGCUACGCGUUGCUCGCUUCUGAACCAACACAAGAUCUUGUUAUCGAGUAUGUCAGGAAAAGGGUUCAUGCAACCGGACCCCCGCCUUUCUUAUAGCUCGCGUCGCUCGACGUUGAUGCUCGGUGUACGCACGCACCGUUUUCCUUUACGAUCCGUGACGGCUUGGUUGCUGAGAGGGAAUCGCUCCUCUUGUCUAUGGCCCGUUCAUUUUCGCGAGGUCUAAUGCUUGGUUGACUUGGGUUGAGUUGCUCUCCUUGGCUAUGGCGGGACCGCCUUUCUACCAUUCGGCCAGUGCCGUUGGUUUGUUUGCUUUACGAGCGGAUGCUCGUUUGUGUGAUAUUCUUGUUUGCUUCCCCUUUUUCCCGUAGGUUGAUAGUUUAGUUUAGAUUGGUACCCUUUGUAUGAUAACAUUAGGUAGCAAGCUUUCCCCCUUAGCUUAGGUCUUCCUCAUGCAUUCUUUAAAACACAAACCACACUCUUUGAUUUUCUUUUCUUAAGAGCUUGUUAUUUCCGCUCCAUUCCCAAGCAUAAGUCUCCAAAGGUCGAGCAGCGGAGUGUGAAUGUAACUCGUUCACCUAAAAAACACAAAACAAACAGAAAUUAGUUAGCCGAGCUACGGUAGCUCUGAUUCUGCAAAACAGAUACGUAGGCAGCGGGGUAGGGCCCGUGCGAGCACAAUUCUUUCUUUUCCCUACAUUUUGCAUGCAUUUUAGUCCAGAUUAGCGCAAUUUGCUUAUACACCCAUAGUUUUAGACACAAGCGUGGAUACCAUCGAGUACGAUGGACGCGUGGGGUGUUAAUACCUUCCCCUCGCGUAACCGACUCCCUUACCCUUUUUCUCUGGUCGUGAGACCAUUGUUUUGUUUUGUGAUUUGCUGGCAUUCCCUUCCUUUUCAGGAUAAAUAUGUUAGUGGCGACUCUGUUAAUUUUCGCGGUAGCGACAGCUGGCGACUCUGCUGGGGACGUCUCGACCUAUUGCGGGUCCGGACUUAGCGAGUCAAUCCUAGCGCUUGUGUGUUUAUCUUUGGGUGUUUUACUGCUUUGCAUAUUUAUCUGUUUGCAUUGCAUUCUAUGUGCGCUUUUACUUUUCUGCAUCAUAUUCUGGACUGUCUGGAUUUCUAUCUGUGGGUGGGUGUUUCAAGAGGUAAAAGACCCAAUACACAGGUCAUGAGUGAUACCUUAGGAACUAGGACUAGAGUGGCCGUGACGGACAGAAGGCGUAUGCCUGAUUGAUCUGAUCACGUAUCCACGGGCAGAGCUUGGUGGAAUGAGGCAAUAUCGUAUGAUAACGCCUACAUUCGAUCCUCUGUUGACUUUUUGACCUACCCUGGCCUAGAUUUACCCGUGAGUGGGGCGGGAAUCAAUCAUUGCUUAACAGGUACAUUGAUGGCGACUUUGGUUCUUGUUCGAGGGUUACCGUGGUUCUUGUUCGAGGGUUACCGUGGUUCUCGUUCGAGGGUUACUUUGGUUCUUGUUCGAGUGGUUCUGUUUCCGUGAUGGUGACUAUGGUACUGUUUCUAUUGGUUAUGUCCCGUGAUCUACGGGAAGUUCCGAAUUGGUGCCGAACCUUUGAACCUGUGCCGUGUGAUUUCUCGGUAUCCCAGAUAUAUCCAGUAUUUGUGGUUCCCACCACUUUGCAUCAUUGCAUAUUUACUUUCAAAAAAAAAUGAUGUACAAAAAAUAACUAGCAUACAUGUUCCUUCCAUUUCAAAGGAAUCAUAUCUUUAAGCCUCGUGUCGAUCUUUUCCAUCUCUUAUUUGCUAAAAAAUCAAAACACGAGAUUUCCUUGGAAAUCGAAUGGACAUGGCAUUGCAUUCAUAUCAUGCAUCUCAUACAUUUCAUGCAUAACAGGUGUUCAGGAUCGAGGAUCUCUUAUUCAUACUUGGUACUCUUCUUCAGACUCAGAGACUUUAUUUGUUCUUAUUGUGUGUUCAAAGAUCAGUCAUGAAACAACUUUGUGGGGUGAUCAAGAGGAAAGCUCAGUUGAGGUUCUUUUUGAAGACUUGUCUUAUGCUCAUGUGCUUCCAUGCUUGCUUUAUUUGCAAUUGGUUAAGCUCCGUACUGUAUUGAUGUUUGCAAGUUCUCUGCUUGAUGAUGAUGGCACUAGGUGUGAGUUCUAUUCUGGGGCACCUGGUCGUGAUGUUAGUAUUUACAAGUCUUUGAAGUUGCUUGGGGCUCCCGACCGAGGGAUAAGCAAGACCAUUCUGUCUUGAGCGUUGCACCAUUUGCAUUGCUCGAACCCCUAAAGCACUUACAAAUUCCGUGUGACUUCGUCAGAAUCUUCUGACAGGAAUUAAUCAAGAGUGUUCUACAGAGAUACCUCUCAUUCUCAAGGUUUUGCUCCACAUCCUGGGUCACCCCCUCCUCGAGUUUCCUUUUCAGUAGCAUUCGCUUGUCAACAGAGACGGAAAGAGAAUAUGAGAAGCAAGCCGAUGUGAUCCUAAUGCCUUGUGUCUAGUUGCAUCCUUGCUUGUUGGAAUUGCAGUUGGUUAAGAUUCGUGCUUUGGAUGUUUCUCACCACAGAUGGCUCCUGAUUUCGAUGACAAUACUCGGUGUUUUCCAUUCUCGGGGCACCUGAUCAUAAUGUCAAGCCUUACAAGAUGUUGAGGUACAAUAAGUCCAGGACUUGCUCGAUACAGAGAUGUUUGAGUUCAUUCAUAAUGGUUUCCACCGAUCAAUCCCAUUUCAUCUGCUGCAAAUGGAAUGUUUGGUCUUCCUCGAGGAGUAACUCAUAAGAAUCACUUUCAACUUGUACUACCAGAGGCUUCUUUCCCAACAAUUGUUGUGUGUUCCAAGUAAUGACUCUGAUGGUCAAGCGUUAGAGGUUAUUGUUGUUCGCUGAUAGUAAUACAAGUUUCCUCCAUUCAUGAUGGUGUUUUCUGUUUCAGCAGCUAUAUUUAGGGCUCCCGACCGAGGGAUAAGCAAGACUCCGUGUUCUUGAGUUUGCAUCAUUGGCAGCUCAAAUCCCUAAAGCAUUCACAAACUCCAGUUGCUAUUUUGAGGGCUCCCGACCGAGGGAUAAGCAAGACGCCUUGUAUCUUGAGUUCGUGCACCACUGGCACGACUCAAAUCCCUAAAAGAUGGACACUUACAAUUUCCUUAUGACUUUUCCGGAAUCUUCUGCUGGGAAGUAAUCUAAAGUGUUAUACGGGAACAUAUGCAACGCUUGGUGUGUUUUCCACUCUGGGGCACUUGGUUAUCUGAUUGAAGAUUUACAGACAUUCAAAGACAAGGUUCAAGACCUGAUUUACUCAAAGGCUAUCACAUUCGUACCUAAAGGCCAGAAUUGAAGUUCUCCUUUGACUCAAUGGAUCUUCUGAAGCAAUAAGUCCAUACGGAGAAGAUCUCCUCAACAUUGGCAAUUCCUAAUGCAUGUUCAUGUUUAAGCUUUCUUGCUUUGUUCAAUACUGUUUGCAUGCAAAACUUGUUUGUUUUUGAACUAUAAUCAUAAUGCACUGAAUAUGUUUGUCUUGAAAAAAUCCAUUCGCUUUUGCUCGUAUGUGUUUUUCUACGCUUUUUGUGGUACUAAACUCUUGUUAAUAAAGCAUGAUAACUCCAAAGGGAGAAUGAUGAACAUUAUACCAAUAACCUCAAAUGGUAUGCUUUUGAGUAGAACCCUGUUGAUGAUGUACAGACAUUGUUUCAAAUUCCCAAACACCGGAGAUAUAAGGGAGAUAGACCUUCGUUAACCCUUCUGAGCCUUCGAAGUAGGAGUUUCUUUUCUCUAUAAAAAACCCUUAUUUUUAACCCAGGGGCGGGUAGUAUUCAGUUAACCUGAUCAAGCAUUCAAAAUUCAUCAGGAGUGUGCACCUAAGGAUAUAACAAUGGUUAUCCCUCACAUUAGGAGGACGAAACGCCAAAACCACAACAGUUAUCCCUCACCUCAUAAGGUUGAGACAUCAAAAUUAUCCCUCACCUCCGGAGGUUGAGACCAACAUCAAAGUCGCGGUGGUUAUCCCUCAUAUCAUGAGGUCAAAGGAUGACGAUACCACAAUGGUAAUUCUUCAUCUACCAAGAAUUCAGGUAGUCAUGAUCACUUCCAAUAAAACAAAGGUAGUGCGGGAUCACACGACUUGUCAAAAAAAAAGAAUGAAAAAAGAAAAAAGAGAAAGAAAAAAAAGGAAAGAAAGAAAAAAAAAAGAAAAAAAAGGAAAAAAAGAGAAAGAAAAAAAGGAAAAAAGAGGAAAUGAUAAUGAAAUUGUUAAUCAAGGACAAAGUCGUGUGAUGUUAAAUCAGGGGAUCAAGAAAGGUGAAGUGAUUGUCGUGUCCAGAAGACCUCACUGACUCCUCAAUCAUUUCAAGACUCCUCUUGAAAGAUGAAUGUGUCAUACCCCAAUUUUUGACCUAAGAUACCACCUCAUAUCAUCUGCAUAUGCAUCAUUUGCAUCUCUAACAAAUUGCAUAGCUUGUGUUUGCUACUUGUGCUCAGCAGGGUUUAAUCAAGAAAUCACUCAUCAGUACUGGUAACAACCAAUUAGGGUUUUGUUCUCCCUUCAUUUCAAAAGAACUAUCUUCAUCAACAGUCACCAUCUGGUCCUCAAAGUUUCAUUUCAACAAGCUCAAAAGCUAUGAAUCAACCAGAUUAGGGUUUUGACUGAAGACAGUAUACUCCUGACUUUUGCUCAGGAUUUGACCUAAUGACUUGGGACAUGACCUCAGGACCCCAAGUACAUCAUUUUGACCUAAUCUAUUGACUCAAGACAUCUCCUACACAAGGAUUGAUCAACAGUGGAAUUUCAAAUCAUCAGAUUAGGGUUUUGAGCUAUCAGGGACUAAAAUCAGGGAUCACAUUUGGGAAACCCUAAAAAGCUCCAGGGAAUCACUCAAAGGUUUCAAUCAUCUUCAAAUAAUCCCUAUGACAAUAUCCAAUGGAAAUUUCAUCUCAAUUCAAGAUCCACAGUCAUCAAUUUCAUCAGGUCGACAAUUAGGGUUUUUGACCUAAUUCACCUGAACCACUGACUUUUUAAUCAGAACAUGGUACCACAACUCAAGCUAUGAUUAAAUAUCCUCUAAUACCUCAAUAUUAUCCAUUCAUACCAUUCAUUUGGUGAGGAUAGCCUGGUUCAUUUGAAAUCUCCAGAAACGCGAUUCGUCUGAAAAAGUCAAUUAUGCAAGAUCACCAUUGACUUUUGGGGAAUUUUGGUCAACCAUGACUUUUGAAGUUUUGAAUCAUCAAUAUAUGAUAUAUGAAGUCAUUUGAUCAAGAAAAAUCAAGAAAAUCAAUCAAGACUCAAAAAGUCAAAAGUUUGACUUUCAUACUUAGAAAAUUUUCUAAGUGUUUUUCAAUGGUUUUUCCAAACUUUGGAAGGGAAUAACUCAAAAUUUCACCUACAAACUGAAAAAAACUUCCAACAUGAAAGUUGUAGAUUUUGAUCCAAUGAACAACUUUGUCACAUAUAAUGAUUUUCCAAAAGAUCAACCAUUUAAGAGAUAUGGAGCUUCAAAGUUGGUAUCUUUUGAAAAAUGCACUUAAAAUCUCAUUUUCUUCAAAGUUCAUGGAUCUUUUUCACCCAUUUCCUUAAAGGUCUUGAAGAAACUUUCAACUAGGAUUUUGAAGUACAUAACAUGAGCUUUCCAAAAUGUCCAAGAGCAUGAAAAAAUAUGGAGUGUAGCUAUGGCUUUGAAUUUCUCCAUUAGUGACCAUUUCACUUGAAAUUUCAAGUCAUUUUUGCCAAAGUUAUGUACUAUAUGACCUAUAAUGCAAACAAUGAUGCAUCAAAGCAAUAAUUGAAAGAUAUUUUCUGAUUUGAAGAUCAGAAUGGAAGAGGAUAGGAAGCUUGGAAGAAUAACCAUGGUUAAGUUACUUUAACCAUUUUGCAUUAAAUGUAAAAGAUUCCAUUUUAUCUCUUAAGCCAAAUCAUCACUCCUUGAUCAACUUGCAAAGGUCUGAGUUCAGAACUCUUGGCCUAUAAAUAGAGGUUCAAAUCACUCUUCAAAUCACACCAAAACCUCAUAAUCAUAGGUUUUCUCUCUUCUUUCUUAAGUUGCAAGUUUCAUAAGUUUCAAAGAGGAAGAAUUGCAAUUUCCAUCUCUUGCAAUUUCUGAGCAAAGUGUUGCUUCUAACACUUCCUAAACAUCAUAUGGAAGUUGUUUGAUCCACUCACAUACCCCAAAAACACCUAAAUCUCAGAAUCACUACUUCACUUCCCAAAUAUGCAUAUCACUAGCCUUAUCAUGCCAAUUUUCAUUCUAGCUCAUUUCUGUCCAAGUUAAUCAUCCAAACACAUCCCAUAUACCAUAUAUGAACUAUCCCAAUCAUCAUCCCUGACCUGUAACUCCAAAAUCACCAAGCUUGAUCCUCACUUGAGCCCUACUGCAGAUCGGGUAUCACCAAUUGAUUCAGAGGUUUUCAGUUCAUUCCAAUCAUCCAAAUAUGUUCCAUAAGGUCCAUUGAAGCUGUCCAGAUCAAGAAACAACAUCUGGAACCUCUCAUUUGCAGAAUUCGAUUCUCAGUUUUGGCAUUUUUAAGAUCGUCAAGCUGUCGCGUCUCAAAGUUUCUCGACCACGCUCACAAUCAGAUCACAGAUACAAUACUCGUUCAAGCAGAAGAAGAGUAAUGGAACACUCUGAACAAGAGAAUAUUGAGCUCCGUGGUACAGUUGCCACCCUUCAAGAAAAGUUGGAAAGUCUCACUACUCUGGUUGACUCCUUAAUGGCCGCACAGAAUCAGCCGCCGCCACCCAAUAGUCAAGCAACAGUGACAUCUGAAGUCACUACUCCAGUCUCUACAGUUGCAUUCAGCAUUCCAUCUUUCUCCAUGCCAGAAGGUUGGGGCACGCCUUUCAGCUUUGGUACGGGUUUUCGCCAUAAUUUCUCUGGGAUUCCAACAUCCACAACUGAAGCGCCCGCUGCAUAAAGUUCACUGUUCACUCCAAAUCAGGGGGUAGUUUUUUCUCAGAUCACUAUGGCACUCUCUCAACCCACUAUGACAGUUCCGACCCCUACGGUUCACACUGUUCCUUAUGAUGGCAAUGAGAUUUAUCAUGAUCAAGGUGAUAGCACAAAUCAGUGAAACCUUGUGGAAGAUCUCCAAGAACAAUUCAACAAGAUACAGCUAGAAGUUAAAGCUAUUCGUGGGAAAGAUUUGUUUGGAAAGAAUGCCCAGGAGCUAUGUUUAGUUCCCAGUGUACAAAUACCUGCUAAAUUUAAGGUCCCUGACUUUGAGAAGUACAAAGGUAGUUCUUGUCCACAAAGCCAUCUCGUGAUGUAUGCCCGAAAGAUGUCUACUUAUGUAGAUAAUCAUCAGUUGCUCAUCCAUUACUUUCAAGACAGUUUGACUGGUGCCGCACUGAAGUGGUACACAGGUUUGGAUAGCACUAACAUUCGAACUUUCAACGACCUAGGUGAGGCCUUUGUCCGACAAUACAAAUACAACUCGGAUAUGGCUCCAGACAGAGAUCAGCUUCGAUCCAUGGCUCAGAAAGACCAUGAAGCUUUCAAAGAGUAUGCCCAACGAUGGAGAGAAACUGCUGCUCAGAUUAAUCCACCGUUAAAAGAGAAAGAGAUGACAAAGAUCUUCUUGAAUACUCUUGGCCCGUUUUAUUAUGAACGCAUGAUUGCUAGUGCUCCAAGUGAUUUCACCGAAAUGGUAAACAUGGGAAUGCGUCUAGAAGAAGGAGUCCGAACCGGACGUCUAACUAAAGAAGGUGGAUCUUCAAGCGGAACCAAAAAGUUCGGAAGUGGUUUCCAAAAGAAGAAAGAACAAAGUGUUGACAUGGUGUCCCAAGGAAAGCCAAGAGGAAAUGUCAAUCGUCAACAACAGGUUGCUACUAUCGCGCCAGCCGUUAACACAGCACCAAAUCCGGGAUUUACCCCGCAAUUUCAACAACAACAGCCUCGACAACAGGCUCAACAGUUUAACAAUAAUCAGAAUCGUGUACAAAGAGCUCCACAGUUUGAUCUGAUUCCAAUGACCUACACAGAGUUGUACCCUGCUUUGAUUGAAAGAGGGCUUGUUCAAACUAAAGCACCACCACCAGUACCUGAGAAACUUCCAUGGUGGUACAAAGCUGAGGUCUCAUGCCCUUAUCAUCAAGGAGCACCUGGCCAUGAUCUUGAGCAUUGCAUAGCUUUGAAAUAUGAAGUUCAGAGGUUGGUUAGAUCUAAUCUCCUCUCUUUCAGAAAUUUGAAUCCAAAUGUGCAAGCAAAUCCGCUGCCCAAUCAUGGAGGGCAUGUUGUAAACAUGGUGUAUGGCUGUCCUGGUCCAUAUCGAGUCUAUAAUAUCAACUUCUCAAGAGCAGAUUUGGUACAAAUGCACGCUACUCUCUGUCAAGGGGCGAAUUUUCGCCAGCAUCACUACGGUUCCUGUAGCAUAUGUUGUGUAGAUUCUCAUGGAUGUUCUAUUGUGAGAAGAGAUCUGCAAGUCUUGCUAGAUAAUGGUACUAUUCAGAUCUACAGAAAUAGGAAUGAAGAUGAAGUUAACAUGAUAGGAUGUUAUCCGCAUGAGCUUUUAGUCUCAGAUAUCAACUCAGAAAUGCCUAAAGUUAACGUCAUCGUUCCUCAUUUCAACAUGCCUGAGCGCAUAGAAGUUACUUACAACAAGCCAAGGGUUCCUGUUGCUCCUUUGAUCAUUUGUCUACCUGGACCUGUUCCUUAUGACUCUGACAAGGCAGUUCCAUACAACUACAAUGCAACAAUGAUAAAGGAUGGACAAGAAGUUCCUUUACCUACUCUUUCAUCUGUCGUGAACAUCGCUGAUGUGAGUCGAGUAACAAGAAGUGGACGUGUGUACACUCCACUACCUCCAAAGCAGCCUAUUGCUCCCGCAACCAGGCAAAAUCCUGUUAAUACACCAGUGGGGAAUCCUGUGGAAAUUCCUAUCAGUAAUACAAACAUUGAUGUUGGUCAAUCCAGUGGAACCAAUGUCAAUCCUGACUUUGAUGAAAUUUUGAAGCUUAUCAAAAGAAGUGAAUACAAGAUUGUGGAUCAGCUUAUGCAGACUCCUUCAAAGAUCUCAAUACUUUCAUUACUGUUGAAUUCAGAAGCCCAUAGGGAAGCCCUGAUGAGAGUCUUGGAUCAAGCUUUUGUAGAUCAUGAUGUGACUGUUGAUCACUUUGAUGGGAUAAUAGCUAACAUAACAGCUUGCAACAAUUUAAGCUUCUGUGAUGAAGAACUCCCGGAGGAGGGCAGAAAUCACAACCUUGCUCUACAUAUUUCUAUGAAUUGUCAGUCAGAUUCUUUGUCUAAUGUAUUGGUAGACACCGGAUCUUCCUUGAAUGUGAUGCCAAAGACGACUCUUGCUCGUUUAUCUUACCAAGGAAUGCCUAUGAAGUUCAGUGGUGUAGUAGUCAAGGCAUUUGAUGGAUCACGAAAAUCUGUUAUCGGCGAAGUCAACCUUCCCAUGACAAUUGGUCCACAUACAUUUCAAAUCACCUUCCAGGUCAUGGACAUUCAAGCUGCUUAUAGCUGUCUGUUAGGACGACCAUAG